AUGGCGCAGCAGCACCUUACCCAACACAUGAGGAAGCUGAGGGACAUACCACGGCUUGUCCAUUCGAUGUCUUCGAGGUUCACCCUUCCGUCCCUCAACCUCAGCGACAACAGUAGCGGACGCGACGCAGGUGCUUGUGUCAAAUGGACUGUGCUUGGCGUGAAGAGAUGCCUAGCGGACGAUUUCCAGCACAUGGGCAUCGAGAUGGAGUGGCCCAACUUGUGUGCGUUUGUGGCGUCCGUGUACAUGGCGGUCUCCCUGGUGUUCGCCCUGGGUUUCUACUACUUGUUGAGGAGUGGUGGCCACCACUUCAGUGGAGAGCUGAGCGGGCAGAUGACUGAGUUCGAGGAGUGCUUUUGGACCUCCGUGGCGAACGUGGUGACCAUUGGUUACGGCACCCUCGUCCCAGCCAGUCGCGCGGCGUACACGCUGGCCACGCUGGAGCACUUCGCCGGUAUUUUGAUGUCAGCGCUGUUGCUUGGGAUAGUGGUGACCAAAGCCAGCAUACCGACCUCCAAAAUUGUGUUUAGCGACGUCAUGUUGAUGACCAAGAGGAACGGAGUUCCUGUCCUCAUUUUCCGAGUGGCCAACACAAGGGGCAACUUCCUGCUCAGCCCGGACAUCCGUGUGUCGUUUUUCAAGCCGGUCACCACGAAGGAGGGAGAGGAGGUGUGGAUUGGGAGCCCCCUGGAAUUCACCCAGCCUCCUGUUAUGGCCCCCUGCUUCAAUUUGGUCCACAGAAUCGGCGAAGAUUCUCCUCUCUUUGGGAUGUCUUACGAUGAGCUACUGCAAUCGGGAGGCAAUAUAGGUGCAAGCAUAGGGGCAACUGAUGAUGAAAGCCUGCAGACCUUGUACGCAAGAAAGAUGUGGAGAGUACAGGAGGAUGUCAGGUACAAUCAGAGGUUUGUGGAUGUUCUGAAAGGGGGCAAGGGGGUGGGUCCCAGGAUACUGGAUAUGGCAUGCUUCAACAAGUACGUCUCUAACAGAGGGGCAGACAACGUGGUAGAUCGAAUGCCAUCUCUUAAGGAGGACCCAUCACAGGGGUCAGAUGGAAAGAGCAAGGAGUUGUAG
Molecule: messenger RNA, 1071 nt
Organism: Ostreobium quekettii
Lineage: Eukaryota; Viridiplantae; Chlorophyta; Ulvophyceae; Bryopsidales; Ostreobiaceae
Source: the annotation of a GenBank genome assembly